Messenger RNA from Acanthoscelides obtectus, 771 nucleotides. The record is from the annotation of a GenBank genome assembly. Lineage: Eukaryota; Metazoa; Arthropoda; Insecta; Coleoptera; Chrysomelidae.
AUGGAACUCAACCGAGAACAUUUUCGCGCCAUAAUUUAUUACAACUUUCAGAGACAAUUAUCAGAAUUCAAACGUGAACGGGUGGGUCUUAGCGACGAUUCCAGGGUGGGUGCACCAAAAACGGCAGUCACCCAGGAAAACGUCGAUGCUGUGCGCAAACUCAUCAUUGAAGAUAGACAUGUGACAUAUCGCGAGAUUGAGGCAUCCUUGAGUAUCUCAAAGACCUCAAUUCAAAAAAAUUUACAUGAAGAAUUAGGAGUAAGAAAAUUAGUUUCUCGUUGGAUACCCCACUUGUUGACUGAAGAGCAGAAAGCAGCCAGGGUUAAUUGGUGUCAAAAAACGCUUGACCGUUUCAAUUCCGGAAACUCAAAAAAUGUGUACAGCAUUGUUAGUGCGGGUCAUAUUGCAACAAUUGCUCUUAAUGAGCAAAUCAUCACCGAGCUUCGAAAAAUCAACCCCGAAAGAAGAAUCAUCCUCCACCAAGACAAUGCAAGCUCGCACACAAGGCAGUAUUUAACGGAAGAAAACGUGGAAUUAUUUUACCAUCCUCCAUAUAGUGGCGAUCUAAGUCCUAACGAUUUCUUUACUUUCCCGAAAAUUAGAAACAGACUGCGUGGUCAAAGGUUCCAGUCACUAGAAGAAGCAGUUGACGCAUUCAAAAAUGCCGUUUUGGAUCUGCCAGCAAACGAGUGGAAUAAGUGCUUCGCAAAUUGGUUCGAGCGCAUGCAGAUGUGUAUUAAUCUUCGUGGAGAAUACUUCGCAAGACAAUAA